This is a messenger RNA of Aptenodytes forsteri (emperor penguin), 5987 nucleotides long. RefSeq names its product GA binding protein transcription factor beta subunit 1 (gene GABPB1). The transcript is spliced from 9 exons. The record is from RefSeq and is a predicted model, not a curated record. Gene Ontology annotation, cellular component: nucleus. NCBI's taxonomy places the organism in Eukaryota, Metazoa, Chordata, Aves, Sphenisciformes, Spheniscidae. Gene Ontology annotation, molecular function: transcription cis-regulatory region binding; protein binding. The coding region runs from base 3161 to 4348 and encodes 395 amino acids. Gene Ontology annotation, biological process: positive regulation of transcription by RNA polymerase II.
UGGAAAGAAAAAAAAGUCAUUCUGAAAAGGCCAUUAUUUUUUCCAGACGUAAUGGGUGUGACAGAUGAUGGGUCUCAAGCUGUCUUCCAAGUACGAUUCUGCUGCUUGUCAGUUCAGUAGGGAAACCUGUUUAAUUAGCAUUUUAUGGAACUUUGUCCUGGGUUUUUUAGAAAUUAUUGCAAAUCCUUGUCAUAGAUACGGUGUAUAUUGAUUCAGUUUACCUUCUGGUAAAUUGCACUGGUGCAGUCCAUGCUCUUCUAGUGUAAGUAUGUCUCUUUUAGGAGCAUGCGUUGGUAGAAGUACACUGGUGGCUGCGAGUUCUCCAGGUUAGCAGGUGUUCUGCAACAACUGUUUUGUGCCUGUUGAUUUUGACCGGCUGAUGUUCACUGCUGCAGUGGUAGAAGGGGAAUAAAGGCUGGGUCCAGGAUCCUUGGGGCAGGACACCAGUCUGAAAGGUGCUGCAAUACGUUAAGCCAAACUUAAUCUUCUUCCUCGGGCUGCAGACUCUGCUGCUCUCUUGUCUGUAGGCUGUGGCGUGGGACCCCAGGCUUCCUAAGCUGCAUGUUUUUCAGCUCCUCUUCCUCCCCACAGAGCCCAUUUUGCACACAGUUCCACCUAAACUCCGGUCAAGUGCUGUUACAUACGCCUCUGGUAACAGCAUGACGUUCAGAGUUUUACAGAAUGUAUAAAAACUUAAAUCUAAGAUGGAUACAAAAAAAGCAGUAUGGUUUCCUAUCGCACGUAAGUAAAAUAGCAAUAAUAAUUUGAUGUAAAUUUUAAUUACCGGUUCAUUGUGGCAUCUGGCUAAUGAUACUGUACAGAAUGCAUUGCAGUAAUGAAAUGUGGAAGUUCAGGAGGUGGUUAAUGCAAAGAAGUCCAAACCCAGCAGAAGCUCUUCCCUAUUUACUCAGUUGUAGACAAAACCCUCUGUUCACACAGUUGUGUAGGAGCUGUUAGAAGUCUGAAAACAUACUCAGAUUGCCAUAAGAAUAACUAUAGUAGUCUCAAGACUUUAUUUUAGAGCCAGGGAUGUUUUUAUUGUCUGAAAGAAUCCUCUUAUAAAGCAUUACCCAGCUGCUGUGCUAGCCAAGCCUGAUGGAAAUGACACAGUUACUGAAGAGCACCUCUGACACAGUUCAGCAGAGUUGAUUUGUAACACUACAUGGAGUAGCAGCAGUACUGAACUAAGAGUGCUGCUUUGAAAUGGAAAUAUUAUUUCAAUUUUAAACAUAUUUUAUUGUACUAUAUAUAGAACUUUGCUUUUCAUAGUAUCAUUGUGCUAUUGUGUGACUAACUGAUCUCAGGAGAGCAGCUGAAGAAUUUUUCUGGAAAGGGAAGAAAGGGAAAUUCUGACACGGCAGACCCUUCUCAGUAUGUCCCAGUAGUAGCAGUGGAAGAGUACGGGGGGAAGUGUGGGGCAUGUUAUUACUCAAGGGUUUCCUGACCUUACAAUAUUGGUCCUUGGGAUGACCUGCCAAGUAGAAAUCAGCUUCGGGUUGACUACUCUUGAGAAAUUUUACGAAUGCUAGUAUUCAUUGGUUAAAAGUGACUAAAAGCGCAUGAGUGUUUUGUUGGAAAGGCCUCUUCAGUUGCUGUUAGUGCAUUGUUGACAUACAAUGUGAUUUUUAUUUUUGAAUUCAAGUGUAAUUUUGCUAGGUUUUUAACUUUCUUCCACUAGAUGGCCCAAGCAUGCUUUCAAGUACCCUAUGAGAACUGAAACUUUUACUUCAUUUCUAAAAUAAAUGUGUGUUGUUUUAACUGAAGUUAAAAUUCUACAUCAUUAAACAUACGUAAACUUCUGUGAUGCUCUGUUCUUGUUUAAAAUACAAACACUUUAUAUCAACCAAGAGAGUAUUGGUUAAUGUAGGUAAUACAUGGUAAUGAAGGUUACGUCAUGUAUGAUCUUCCAUGUCCCUCUUUUUCCUUGAUUAGAACAUUUCUUAUUGAGUGUAGUACAAUGCUGUUUAGUUUUGCAUUGAGAUGAGAACUGAUGUGCUGUCACUCUGACAGUGUGUUCAACAGUAGUGGUUCAGAGAGACUCUGAAAAGGCGUUGGUCUAAGGCUGAAGUUUGUCCCUAACAUCUCCUGGGAGUGAGAUUUGUGUUUUGCAGGCCAUCAUAAUUGAAAUUUUUUUGCUGCAUAGGGUUUUGGUAACAACUUUCCCGUUUAUUUCACCAGUAUAGAUGUGGUCAGUGAGUUCUGAAUAGGUGUAGCUGUUAAAUGUACAGACUAAUUUAAUUCACCUAUUUUUGUUGUCUAACAGACAUCAAGUAUAAGCUUGUUAUCAAGGCUGUCUUUUUUGUUAGUGGAGAAAGACAGGUAUACACAGAAGGCAGGUCUCACCACGAGGGUGGUCGGACACUGGAAUGAGGCUGAAGAAGUGGUGGGAUGUUCAUCCACAGAGACAUUCAAAACUCAACGGGACCAAGCCCUGCGCAGCCUGAGCCCGUUGGGCCAGCUCUGACUGGGAGAUUGAACUAGGUGACCUUGAGAGGUCCUGUCCAGCCUCAAUUAUUCUGUAAUUCCGAAAGGAGACUACUUUAUUAGUUCUUUUUCUCUACUGGUGUUUAAAACAAUAAUAAAUAUAAGGAAAAUGAAUUGUUGUCUUUCCGAAUUAGUUCCUAACUUCAGUAUUUUGCAUUAAGUUCCAGCUUUCCUUUUGCUUCUGAGAACUUUGUGGUGGUAUUAGACCACCAGAAAAAGUGUGUGUGUGUCUGUGUGUGCUUUUUUCCUUCUUAAAUUGCCACACAUGCCCCCCCGCGCCAAAAAAAAAAGGGUGCCAUAUGAAGAGAGUGCUGUAUUCCUUCAUUUCACUGCUGCACUCGCCAGAUGCCCUCUCUGUCCUAUUAUUGUUUUAUAUCGUUACUCCUAGUGUCUCCCUUUAAUGGGGAUAGUAGAUUUUCUCUUAUUCCUGUUUCUCUUUUGCCCUUUUUCUUUAUGGAAGAGAGUCAGCUGUUGGCCCUUCCUCUGCAUCUGAUUCUGUGCUCCUUUUUUCCUUCCUUUUUCCAUUGUCCUUGUCCUGCCACCUUCCUGCUCCUCUUCCCUUUUCUGGCUGGAGACAAAUCAACAUGUCCAUGUGUACUAGAAGGAUGGACAUAAAUGGAGUAUUAUCUUGGUGAAGGGGAUAUUGCUGCCUGCAGUCAGUUCUGUAGACAAAGAGAUGUCACUAGUAGAUUUGGGAAAGAAACUUUUAGAAGCUGCACGAGCAGGUCAAGAUGACGAAGUUCGCAUUUUGAUGGCAAAUGGAGCACCUUUUACCACAGAUUGGUUGGGAACAUCUCCACUUCAUCUUGCAGCACAGUAUGGACACUACUCAACAACAGAAGUGUUGCUGCGAGCAGGUGUAAGUCGGGAUGCCAGAACCAAAGUGGACAGAACUCCAUUACAUAUGGCAGCAUCAGAAGGCCAUGCCAGCAUAGUAGAAGUCUUACUUAAGCACGGUGCUGAUGUCAAUGCGAAGGACAUGCUCAAAAUGACUGCACUUCACUGGGCUACUGAACAUAACCACCAAGAAGUUGUAGAACUCUUAAUAAAGUACGGAGCAGAUGUUCAUGCUCAGAGUAAAUUUUGCAAAACGGCACUAGAUAUUGCAGUAGACAAUGGAAAUGAAGACCUUGCAGAAAUAUUACAGAUUGCAAUGCAGAACCAAAUCAAUACGAAUCCAGAGAGUCCGGACACUGUGACGAUACAUGCAGCAACACCACAGUUCAUCAUCGGACCUGGAGGGGUGGUGAACCUAACAGGUCUGGUAUCUUCUGCAAAUACAUCAAAUGGAACAGAUGAAACAGGAGUGUCUGCUGUACAGUUUGGAAAUUCAUCGACAUCAGUAUUAGCCACAUUGGCAGCUUUAGCAGAAGCAUCAGCUCCGCUGUCUAAUUCUUCAGAAACACCAGUUGUGGCCACAGAAGAGGUUGUGACUGCAGAAUCUGUGGAUGGUGCUAUUCAGCAAGUUGUCAGUUCUGGAGGUCAGCAAGUUAUUACUAUAGUUACAGACGGUAUUCAGCUUGGUAAUCUGCAUUCGAUUCCAACCAGUGGAAUAGGGCAACCAAUCAUUGUGACCAUGCCAGAUGGACAGCAAGUAGAAACAGUUCCAGCAACAGACAUUGCUGAAGAAACUGUGAUAAGCGAAGAACCGCCAGUGAAGAGACAGUGCAUUGAGAUUGUUGAAAAUCGUGUGGAGUCUGCAGAAAUAGAAGAAAGAGAAACUCUUCAGAAACAGCUGGAUGAGGCAAACAGAGAAGCACAAAAAUAUCUUCAGCAGCUUCUAAAGAAAGAACAAGAAGCAGAGGCCUAUCGGCAGAAGUUAGAGGCAAUGAACCGCCUCCAGACUAAUAAAGAAGCUGUUUAAUAAAAAAUGAACAUACUGCAAAGCCUGUUACUUUCAAAAACCUGCAGUACAAUCUUGAACUGUACGCUAUAUAGUUACAGACACAGGAUUACAUGAUAGAGAAGAAGCUACAAGUUGAUAACUGGACUUACGCCGUGAGCUCUGAUGAAUUUCUUGUAACAUAAAAACUCUGAAUUUAGAAAUUGUGAAAAGUAUUUAAAAUGAAAUACUGUAAAUAGUUGGUUUUUUUACAGUUUCAAAAUGAGUUGAUAAAUCUUUUUGAAGGGAUCCAGAAACACGAGAAGCCAAUGCUUUUGUGAAAUUUUUGAUUUUAGUAUGAAUCUAACUUCUGAAAAACAGAACAGUUUUAAGGGUGAUGUUGAUUUAAGCUGACAACUUGAAAAAGAAUUAUGUGACAAAAUGAAUUAACAGUUAUUUCUACAUGGUAACAACUUAAACUUCUCUGAAUAAGACAUUUCCAGGUGGAAAUCUUUGUACAGCUUUAAGUAGUUGUCUCAGAUUCUCUGAAAACCAUUUUUGGGUUUGUUUUUUUUAUUUUAGGUGGUGAAAUUUUUAUAUUUAAUUUCAGAUAUAUCCAAGUAGAUUUACAUGUAUAUGAAGCUAAUAUUUUUUAAACUUUUCAGUUUGUACAUAUGCUGCAUGUUUUUAUAAUUUCUACACAUACAUCUUGCAUAGGUAUUUUUCAGCAAAGAUGAGAAAAAUUACGAGAAAAAUGUUUAGCCUAUAGGUCAUUUGAAGUAAGCUAGCAGCCAGUUUUAUUGUGGAUGGUAUAUUUCUUGGAAGAAUGUAAUUUGUAAUUAAAAAGAACAAAAAAAUCUUAAUUUACAUAUUAGAGGCAAUUUAAAAUUUGGUAGUGGAGGCAUUGAAACUUCACUUCGUGUGUCUUACGAUUUUCCUGUACAAACGUUUUAAAGUUCAGUAAUGAAUAGAAAAGAAUGUCUCCACUGGAACACAAAUAGUAGUUCUUUUAGAAUAUUCCUAUUGAUCUCUUUUCCCCAAUAGCCUUGAAAUCAUUUCAGUGAUACUUUUUUUCUAAACCGACUUUUGCAUUUUAAUUAUGCAAUUGGACAAGUAAUUUUUUUAUGUUGUAGUGAUGCUGCUCUUACCUGGCAUCAUUGCUCUUCACUGUGAUACUGUGUUUGUGUGUGUCUGUGCGGUGAUCUAUUAUGCUUAGGGCUUAUAUAGCACGUUACAUCUUCAGAGCGUUGUAAAAUCUUUUAAAGAACCCUUACUGUACUGCCUGAGGCAGGUAAGUGAGUGUUAUUGUCUCAAUUUUAUAACUGGUAUAAGCGCAACACAGGGAGUGUUAAAUGAGUGGCCCAAGACCACGUGAAUCCGUGGUAGACCUGGGAAUAGAUCUCAGGAGUUCCUGGCUUCUAGUCCUGUGCUUAGACUGAGCUGCCUUAAGAUUGUUCAGUGCUGUGUUACAUUAAAUUUUGAACUACUGUGCAGAUUCCUUUUUUGUAAGAUAAAACUCUUUGUGCUUUGCUUUGUUGUUCCAUGUUUCACUGCUUUUAUGGACUUGUUUAUAUAAACUUAAGCAAAAAGUCUAGUUUACCUAUACUGUACACAGAAGAAUUACCCUUAAAACUGUACUCUGGCCUACUUUUUCUAUUUUACAAUUAAAUAUCUUUUCCAC